AAUGGUUCCAUCUGUAUUCGGUGCAGGAGCUAUUCCUGGGGAUAAUCUAUUUGCUACCUGGCUGCUUUCAAUGACCUUGGGAUGUGUCUGCAGAGGAUGGGCGUCUGGUUAAGAAAUCUUGUGAAUGAAGCUCGGCUGGUUCUGAUGUGUGUGUGUGUGUGUGUCUGUUUGAUAUUCUCAUCACAGCCUGUGAUUCAGUCAGGGAGCUGAUCACAAGAAGUGUAUACUUUUGACGUCAGAGCGGAGAUUUAUCACCACCCCAUUUGGGCAUCGCAUCCACCGCAUUCAAUUCACCAAAUCUAGUGUUUGAUUAGCAAUGUCAGCCACUGAAUAAACCUGCAAACCGGAGCAAAGAUCCUCCCCAUCAGAACCGAUUAAAGCCCAGACUACCAGCAUCGAGAACGGAGCACAGGAGCCGAUGAUGCUUUUCAUGCCUCCAGUUAUGAAUGGUCAGGCCCGAAACAACUCGAAGCAGUCCCUCAGUUGGCUCUCCUCAGACAACAAUAACUCCUCAGUCACAACCUCCGACCUAGCCACCGAGACAGUCAAUCCGUGGGACAUCGCCCUGUGUGUGGUGGGGACUGUCAUCUCCUGCGAGAAUGCCAUCGUGGUGGCCGUGAUCUUCUACACGCCGACCCUCAGGACUCCAAUGUUCAUCUUGAUCGGGAGCUUGGCGUUGGCUGAUCUCCUCGGAGGAGUGGGCUUGAUCCUCAAUUUCAUUUUCCUUUACUUGCUGAACUUCGAAGCCGCUAGACUGGUGUCGGCCGCCCUUCUGAUCGCUUCCUUCUCGGCUUCAGUCUGCAGUUUGCUUGCCAUCACCAUGGACCGUUACUUGUCUCUGUAUAACGCACUGACAUAUCACACAGAAAGGACCACCACGUUCACUUACCUUGUACUGUUCGCCAUCUGGGUCACAUGCAUCAGUCUGGGGUCACUUCCCGUCGUGGGCUGGAACUGCUUGGAAGACGAGACGUCUUGCAGUGUCAUCAAACCCAUCACCAAGAACAACGCCGCUGUCCUCUCGGUCUCCUUUCUGCUGAUUUUCGCCCUGAUGUUGCAACUGUACGUUCAAAUCUGCAAGAUCGCCUUCAGGCACGCUCAGCAGAUCGCUGUGCAGUACCAUUUCGUGGCCACCUCCAGCACCUCGACCAGGAAGGGGAUCUCCACGUUGUCGGUCAUCCUCGGCACCUUCGCUGCUUGCUGGGUCCCUUUUGCAAUCUACUGCUUGAUUGCAGACUCCAGUUACCCGCUGAUUUACACCUAUGUCACCGUGCUACCGGCGACUUGCAAUUCAGUGAUUAAUCCUAUUAUUUAUGCAUACCGGAACCCUGACAUCCAGAAAUCGCUCUGGGUCGCAUGUUGUGGCUGUAUCUCAUCUAAUUUCUCAUUUAGACCAAGGUCGUCCAGUGACGUAUAGUGUCUUCUGUUUCGUGGGAUUUUAUUUUUUUUAAAACAAUUAUUAUUUGUAAUUUUUAUUUUUUUACUGGAAGUUAUUUUCAAAGAAGUACACAUUUUUUAUUUUGCCCGCUGUAUAAACCAUGUCCAACAAGGGAAAGUGCGCUUUUCGGGAGCAGCUUUUUCCACAUCAGUGCAUUCUCGUGAUAUGCGCCCCCAGCGGUUUCCAGUAGAAUUGUGAUGAGAAACUGCGUUAUUCCAGACGGGGCAAAUGCGACUUGAAUUGAUGUAAAGAUACAACGUAUCCACUGAUGAACUAGCCCUGUGUGGGGAAAACAUGUUAUUUUGUUCCCCCCAAAAGUCUGCCACUUAGAGAUACGGGCCAUGUUUAGGAAAAGGGUAGAUAUUGUUGGAAUGUUGUAAGGGUCACUUUGUACCUUCCCCAGCGGUCCAUGAACACUAAUGGUUACUAGCCUCCAGUUUAAAGCACUAUUGGUCUGUGAUGCACUUUAAACUACCUAAAUUGAGAGCCCAGUGCUCUAAACGUCUUUAAAGAUCUACCUAGUGUAUUGUGAUAAGAAAACAACAUGAUUUAUUUAUGUAAAUGUAUCUGUCCACCUGUCAAUCCCACACCUACCCAUCCACUAUUUAUCAUUAGUUGAAGCCUGAAAUUCCAACUGUGACGGGAUUCUAUUUUCUACAGUGGAGGUUUAACUGUUCACAUCCAAUAGAAACUGCGCAUUAUAUUGGUCACAAGAUUGUGAGAGUGUCAGGAUGAUUUACUGUAUUUUCCAGUUGAUCCCUGAGCGUGAUGUGGUCUGGUGCAGUGAGCAUUAUCCCGCAGCAGCGCAGUUUCAUCUUCAAGCGCACCUUGGUCCCUUACUGCGGCUCUUUCCUCCUGUUUCUUAUUUGGGGUAUCUUUUAUUUUCUGAUUUGUACCAAUACCUCAAAUUGUGAGUGUUCAUGUCACCCUGUGAGCGAAACCCCUUGCCUUUUGGGGGUGGGUGGGGGGGUGGUGGGAGCUGACCAGAGUAGAAAACCCACUCGAAAUGGCAGUUUUUAAUCAUUAAUAAAUUAGCACAAGAAAGUUCAUCCAGUGUCAUACUAUUGAUUACCCUCUGAAAAUAGGCUGAGGGAUACAGAUAGAUCCUUUCCCAGGAGUCAUCGUGCACUUUGUAAUUCUGUCCGUUUAUCAGUAGAGACAACUGUAGACAUAAAGUCCUUUUGCCAAUACUCACCACUCUGAAUGAGGAGCCCCAUACUCAGAGCUACAGUUCACUCAGUAUUUGCCAACGGUUUUGAACCUGCCCGAGUAGGUUUGUUGAACUAGAUGUUUCCUCCCCACCCCCCACCUUAAAAUUGCACUUUAUCAAACAAGAGUAAAUUUUUAAAGACAAAUGUCACUUCCUGCACUGUCAAAUGUCUGAGAAGCCUAUUUAUCUGCUGAGAUGGAUUUAUUUUGUUAUUGUUACAUAUGACUGUAAACAGCAUUAACGACCUUUUUGCAAAGGGUAAAUUGGAUUAAAAUAAACAAUAUUUUAGGAAUCAACCUUUUGUUCUGUGUUGCUCUGCUGUCGAUUGUUUGCAAAUGGGUAGCAGUCUGCAUGAUUGGAGCCUGCGCAUUGAGUUGCUGUAACGACCUGCAAUGCUGAUUUAUCGCCCGAGUCAGAUUCCAGGAGCCUUCGUAUAGUUCGUCAAAUUCUUGUUCCCAUCUCGGAUUCUCUGGCCUCAUUGCCAAACCGCUAGGUCAAAGCCAGGCUGAUUGGAGUGCCCAUCAGUUAAGCGCGUCAGGAAUACAUAAGGUGUGAUAUCCAGUGGGCAACCUCGAGAAUUUUGCGCAGUCAGUUCCGAAUGGAGAAAUAUUCCCGUUUGAAGACAGAGCCUCCCAUAUA
This is a messenger RNA of Chiloscyllium plagiosum (whitespotted bambooshark), 3287 nucleotides long. RefSeq names its product G protein-coupled receptor 12-like. Gene Ontology annotation, molecular function: G protein-coupled receptor activity. Gene Ontology annotation, cellular component: membrane. The record is from RefSeq and is a predicted model, not a curated record. Lineage: Eukaryota; Metazoa; Chordata; Chondrichthyes; Orectolobiformes; Hemiscylliidae. Gene Ontology annotation, biological process: G protein-coupled receptor signaling pathway.